CCUCACUGUUCUCUCCCCGUGCCUCCUGCGCCUGGAGCUCUCGCAGAAGAGCGUGGCCGGCAGCCCGCUCUUCGACGACCGGGCUACGCAGUCCGUGGUGAACCGGCGGCUGCCUGUGCCGGCGUUUGGCGUCGCCCGCCGGGGGGCGGACACCGUGGUGGUCACAACCGACAGGCUGCGCCUCGCCUUCAACUCCUCGGAGCUCGGCCCCGCAGGGGGCGGCUUCACGCCCGAGAGCCUGCAGAUCGAGCUCCUCGGCGCGGCCGCCGGCGGGGUGCGCCGUGCGCAGGUCUGGCGGCCUGGCACCGUGGAUGCACAGAAUCUGAACGGCACGUUCGACAGGGGGCCGUCCUUCUCCGGCGGGUGGGACUGCUACUCUAGGGACUGUGCCGCGAAGUAUCCCAGGCUCCUCGGCCAAGGCCUCUUGUCUCGCAGCGGGUGGGCGCUGGUCAACGACACGAACGCCACCCGCUUCGCGCCAAACGAGCCCGGCCGCCUUCCCUGGCUGGACGGCGCGGCGACGCGCGCGCAGAACCGGCCCCUGGCAGAGGACCUCUACUUGACCUCUACUUCCUCGGCCCCGGCCUCGACUUCGCGCUGGGCCUGGCGGCCUGGGCCGCCGUGA
Molecule: messenger RNA, 625 nt
Organism: Prorocentrum cordatum
Lineage: Eukaryota; Dinophyceae; Prorocentrales; Prorocentraceae
Source: the annotation of a GenBank genome assembly